This is a messenger RNA of Ananas comosus (pineapple), 1199 nucleotides long. Its product is annotated as ABC transporter I family member 6, chloroplastic-like. The transcript has 6 exons. Gene Ontology annotation, molecular function: ATP hydrolysis activity; ATP binding. The record is from RefSeq and is a predicted model, not a curated record. Bases 41 to 1021 code for a protein of 326 amino acids. NCBI's taxonomy places the organism in Eukaryota, Viridiplantae, Streptophyta, Magnoliopsida, Poales, Bromeliaceae.
CAGUAAUUGUUGGGACAAACCCUCGCAAACGCUCAUCGCCAUGUCUCCCGCCGCCGCCGCCGCCGCCGCCGCCGCAGCAGCCGCCGUGGCCGCGGCGUCUUCUCGCUUAUCUCCGCCCCACCUCCGCAUCUCCCCUUCGGUCUCUCCCUCCAUCCUAGCCUCCUCCUCCGCUCCGCGCCGCGUACGCCUCCCCCCCGGCCCCCGCCGCGGCGCCGCGGCGGCGGCGGCGGCGGGAGGCGGCGCCGCCGCCGGAGGCCCCGCGAGGGUCCUCCUCGAGGUGCGGGAUCUCAAGGCCGUGGUCAAGGAGUCGGGGAAGGAGCUCCUCCAUGGAGUCGACCUCACCAUCAACGAGGGAGAGGUUCAUGCCAUUAUGGGCAGGAACGGUUCCGGAAAGAGCACCUUGUCUAAGGUUCUUGUCGGCCAUCCUGAUUAUGAAGUAACUGGAGGUACUGUUCUCUUUAAAGGUGAGAGCUUGCUGGAAAAAGAACCAGAGGAAAGAUCUCUUGCAGGACUUUUCAUGAGUUUCCAAACACCUAUUGAGAUACCAGGUGUGAGCAACUAUGAUUUUCUGCUCAUGGCCCUUAAUGCACGACGAGAGAAGCAAGGUUUACCUGCACUUGGGCCUAUUGAGUUCUAUCCAUACUUGUCUUCCAAAGUCACUGCUUUAAAAAUGGACCCGAAAUUUCUAGACAGAAAUGUCAAUGAAGGGUUUAGUGGAGGGGAAAAGAAGCGGAAUGAAAUUUUGCAACUUGCGGUUCUCGAGGCAGAUUUGGCUAUUCUAGACGAAAUUGAUUCGGGUUUAGAUGUUGAUGCACUCGAAGAUGUAGCAAAUACCGUGAAUGGGCUCCUAAAACCUGGCAAUUCUAUUUUGAUGAUUACUCACUAUCAGCGUCUGUUGGAUUACAUCAAGCCCACCUUCGUUCAUAUAAUGGAAGAGGGGAAAAUCGUUAGGACUGGUGAUAUUUCGCUGGCUAAGCAACUGGAAAAGGGAGGCUACAAAGCGAUCUCCGGCGUUAGCUAAGAAGAUCGCAACCACUUAAAUGUUUUUUCUUUCGACUUUUUUUUUUUUUCAUUUAUUUUCUGUAAUUCUAUCAGCAAAAACUGUGGUGUAAUUUUUCUCCUGUCUCUUUGUAAAGAGGAUUGCAAAAUUUUGGCAAUUAAAGGAAUAGAAUUAUCAAAGAUUGCAAACAUUUGGCAAA